AUGACUCUCCUAACGCUCGGACUGUACCUUCCACUAUUGUUUUGUUAUGAUUUGGCUCAGUCCUCUAUUCUGGACGACGUUUUUUCAGUCUCCGAAGCUCUCAGAUCCCUGGAGCAGCAGAGGAGAUUCACCCCAUGCUGUUUACUGAGUCCACCUCCACCUCCCCUGUUUCCUCCACCCCCUUCACUUUGGCGCCGCCAUGCUCAUGUGAGAGGUAAACCAGAGACAGACAAUGAGGGGAAAAUUGACAGCUGUGUCCCAGGUCCUCCUGGGCCUGUUGGACCCCCUGGACCUCAGGGUCCACCUGGUUUACCUGGUAUUGGAGGACCUAAAGGAGAAAAAGGAGAAAUCGGAAGACCUGGGCAAAAGGGUCGGAUAGGUCCUCCUGGGCUCCCUGGCAAGCAGGGACCCGCUGGAUGGCCAGGACCAAAUGGGCCUAAAGGUGAGAAGGGAGACCAAGGGCUGAUGGGUUUGCCUGGAGCCAGAGGACCAAUUGGGCCUAAGGGUUUACCAGGGUAUAAAGGGGAAAAGGGUUCCCGAGGAGAUCGCGGUGAGAGUGGAAUGAAAGGCGAAAAGGGCUCAAUGGGUUUCCCGGGAAUGCUUGGACAGAAAGGUGAAAUGGGUCCAAAAGGAGAGCCGGGAAUGUCAGGAAACAGAGGACCCACCGGCCGACCAGGGAAGAGAGGGAAACAGGGAGUGAAAGGAGACACCGGGCGUUUAGGACCUAUGGGACCAGCAGGCCCACAAGGACCUCCUGGCCACCCUGGACCUCCUGGUUUACCAGCCGCAGGGCUUUAUAUGGUUGGAGCAAAGGGCGAGCGUGGUCUACCAGGGCCUCCUGGGAAGUGUAGUUGCAACUCUCUUAGUUCUUCUCCAGUUGAAGAGCACAGCUCCAGAGGCAACUAUCCCAAAGUACCAGCGAUAUUUGUGGUAAGCAGUGAGGAGGAACUGCAGCAUCUCGACACAGAUAACGCUCUUGCAUUCCGCAAAGAUCAGAGAUCCCUCUAUUUCAAAGACAUCGAUGGCUGGCUGCCAAUUCAGACUUUUUCGUUCCAGCUGACGCCAUUUCAGUCCACGGAAAAUGCACCUGAUGAUGAAGGUUACUGUGGCGACGGGAUAGUGCAGAUUUCCAAUGGGGAGGAGUGUGAUGAUGGAAACAGAGUUGUCACUGACGGCUGUGUCAAGUGUAAACAUGCGUACUGUGGAGAUGGAUAUCGCUAUGAGGGGGCCGAGGAGUGUGAUGGAAAAGACUUUGGCUAUCAGACAUGCAAUUCAUAUCUUCCAGGGUCAUAUGGUCGCCUCAGAUGCACACCGUACUGUGUCAUUGACUCCACAAACUGUAAGUACUUCACUUGAGGAGGAACCUGGAUGGUGCAGCGGGAUCCUCUGUGUCUUCUUUGCAUAACUCAAAACAGAGAAAAAAGAAAGAAAAAAAAGAACAAUAAUGUUGCAAGCAAGAGUCUCUUAGGUUAAGAGGCAGCAAAUCAAUCUCCAAUGAAAGAAAAACGAAACAUGUACUAUAACUCCUCUGUAUCGCUGCUGAGAUGCCACGUAGCUCCCAGGGGUUGAAGAGUCAGGCAGUGGAGACUAAACCUUCACCCGUUCUUAGGAAAAAAAAAUGCACAGGACAAUUGCACUGUCUUAACAAGCAGGACUGAAGACUGGCCUCCUCACCAUACCUGACUGGACCAGAAUCAGCCCCUGGAUGUGAUGGUUGUACGACAGCCAUCCAGGGACCUAAUUAACUGCUAAUGGGACAUCUUGCAGACAUGUAGUGGCUGGCCUCGAGGCAUAUUAACCCAGUACUGUUGCAAAGAGAGGCAGCAGGACACCCAGAAGCAGGGCCCCCGGAUUUUCCACUGCAAUGUGAACGACGGUGCAC
Myripristis murdjan (pinecone soldierfish) is the source of this 1882-nucleotide messenger RNA. It is a transcript of the gene colq, whose product is annotated as collagen-like tail subunit (single strand of homotrimer) of asymmetric acetylcholinesterase. Gene Ontology annotation, molecular function: extracellular matrix structural constituent conferring tensile strength. The coding region runs from base 1 to 1356 and encodes 451 amino acids. NCBI's taxonomy places the organism in Eukaryota, Metazoa, Chordata, Actinopteri, Holocentriformes, Holocentridae. The transcript is spliced from 17 exons. The record is from RefSeq and is a predicted model, not a curated record. Gene Ontology annotation, biological process: extracellular matrix organization.